This is a messenger RNA of Schistosoma intercalatum, 6622 nucleotides long. The record is from the annotation of a GenBank genome assembly. NCBI's taxonomy places the organism in Eukaryota, Metazoa, Platyhelminthes, Trematoda, Strigeidida, Schistosomatidae.
UACGAAACGCCCUCUCUCUCUGGUUCAAGGUCGUGGAGGGGAAAUCCGUGUUUGCAGCACCGGAACCAUUGCUUACAGACCUGAAAUCAAUUUUAUCAGAGGCUUCAAUCUCGUCAAUACAUAUUUGAAAUGAUCAGAAAUCCCUUAAUUAUGUAUGGCAGAAUGUUCUAAGUGUAAUGCCCCAAUAAUCUAAAAUCGUUCAUUUGUUCUUAAAUUUAAUUUAAUUUCCAAUGAAUAAGACAGGCAAGAAACGGAAAAAGGGUUAUGUCGGGGAGUCUAUUUUGUCUUAUUUUAUCCGAGACGAAAAAUACAAAGCUCCUGCCGAAACCGUGAACCCAUGUAAUAUAUCUACAUCUCUCCCAGUAUCUAAAAGCAACCCACUCGAAAAAACUCCUAGAAAAUGCCCUUUUUAUAAAUGGAUUCCAGACACAUCAUUUACUGUUGAUGCUUUCUGUUAUGCUGAAAUUCCAGGAUGUACCUGUUACUUCCUCUCCCAUUUCCAUUUUGAUCAUUUCAGAGGCAUCCACAGGAAUUUUAAAGGAGAUAUCUAUUGCAGCGAGGUGACAAAGAAUCUUUUGAGAAAUGCUUAUGGUUUGGGGCUGGUUAUUAAUGUGCUUGAGAUAGAGAAGAGUACAAAGAUUGGCGAUGUAGAAGUAACAGCUUUAGAUGCUAAUCAUUGUCCUGGCUCUUUAAUGUUCCUUUUCUAUGUGCCAUCAAAACAGAAAACUUAUCUGCAUACUGGUGACUUUCGUUAUACACCAUCAAUGUUAAAUCAUCCAAGUAUAUUAACAAAUUAUUUAUCGGACGACAUUUCUUCCAAAAAGUUACCAAGAAUACAUUCAAUAUUUUUGGAUACAACAUAUUGUUCAUCUCAGUAUGACUUUCCUACUCAACUGGAUGUUAUUCAUGGAGCACUGGAAGUUACACGUGAUUAUCUGAUAAAAGAUCCUACCAUUUUAGUUGUUUGUGGAAUGUACUCAAUAGGCAAGGAACGAUUUACACUUGGUCUUGCCUCUAAACUAAACCUAAAGGUUUGGUUGCCAAACAAUCAAAAUCGUUUAAUCAAGCUAGCUGCACAAGGCGGUUGUACUAUAUGCAAAGAACUGCUUCAAUAUGUCGUUGAUAGUUCUCACAAAGCUCAACUUCAUGUUCUACCUAUGCAGCAAUUGAAUGUGACAGGCCUCGUUGAAUAUCAAAAGAAAUUGGGCAAUCGAUUACCGAUUGAUCCUUUUCACAGUUCAUCAACCCUUUCUAAAUUGAGGUCUAUUCUAGGCUGGCGCCCAACUGGUUGGUCUCAUCGGCAGUCAAAUAAUACUCAAACAUCAAUGAAACCUCCACGGAAUGGCAUUGUUUUGGAACAGAAAAAGGGCGACAUUCACAUUUAUGGCUAUCAAUUCUGUAUGACUACCUGAAUUUUCGACAACCUGGAACAAGAUUUGACCAAUCAAACUGGAUUACCUAUCAUAUUGACACUUUUAUAAUGUUUUGAAGAUACUCAUCAACUCACUUGUUUAUUAGUAAAUGAAGAGUUUAAAAUAUUUAUUGUAAAGUUUAUUUGAUCUUGCGAAGAAAGUUAAUGCAAUUUAGAAAUGAUCAUCUACUGAUGGUUAUUUGUAGACAAAUUAAUUAAAUGUCUUUUUAUUAAUUCAAACAUAUUGGAAUAUCUAUGAAUACAUAUAUUUUUAAUAUGUGCUUACAAAUACUCACACUGCCUACAAAUAGAAUAGGAGUGAAAAGAUUUCGUUAAAUCAAUAGUGUUCGAUUAUAUUGAGUCAGAGGUUGGAUGAUGGUUAUAUCAUCUCGUGAAUAAACUGAAUUUAAAAUGUAUAGAUCACUAGAUUCUGAAUUUAACUCACUGACAUACUCUUUUUACCCUUGUGGAGCGGCAUAGGCCAUAAUUCUUCUAAAUGAAGAUCUUUCAACUCAAAUGACAGAGUUUUAAUGGUUUAAAUUGUUUGUCGUGAUUGGCAUUUGUGGCAGGGUUGUUUUGUAAGGCAUGAGGUUGCUAAUUCUUUGUCCAACAGUACUUUCCUAUCUGAACUUGAAACCGGUAGUAAUAUUAGAAGGGCUACGGAUGGAAAUGGGUUUCUGGUUUUGUUAUUGAUACUUGGCAGGGUCGAUGGUUAUUACCGUCGAUCAGUUUCAGACUUACAGAAAGCAGUUUCUUCAACCAGUCCUCUUAAUAGACAAUAUAAUUCGAGAGGGGAGAAUGCAUUCGUGGAAUAGAAAUUGUGAACUGGCUUCCAAACUAAAGAUCUAAGGGAGCGAAAGAUUCAGUGGGUCUCCUCUAUUGUUAUUGAUUAUGAAUGAUGCCAUCAAUUAUCUCUAAUCAAGGGUUAUGAUAAUCUCACAGAACCCGAACACACUACUCCACCGCCCUGUCUGUUUCUAAUAGUUCCCUAAUUGAGGUCAACAUAUAAGAAAAACUACCUUUAAAUUGAAAUAAUCUCCUUAACCUUCUUAUCUGAAUAAUUUUCGUGUGUAUUAUCGGUUUUAGGUUGCUAAAUGUAAACUACUGAUGAAGUUUCAACAUUUAUUAUUAACUGAGAUAAAUAAAUUAUACUUUUAUCUGAUGCAUACGAAUGAUAGCUGACACAGAAAUUCGUUAGGAUGCUAGUAAACGAUUCAACUUCUUAAUUGGUAAGAUUUAUCCUAAAUUUCAUUGAAAAAGAAACGUUUUCUAUGUUGUUAGUAUGAUAUAUUUCAGUCUAGUUUAACAGAUUCAAUGGACUUUCACUUUGCCCAGUAGGAAGAUCAUUUUACUUGUUAACUAAUAAUAAAACACCAUCAAAGAUGAUUCUUAUUUCUGCAUUUCAAAGCAAAUCAGCAAAAUGUAAAUUUUGAAACUAUCACAAGCUAUUUCGUUCACUGAUAUUAUGAUUAGUCACUAAAAUUGAGGUAGAAAAAUGCUGUAGCGAGUAAUAUUGGUUCAGUCAAUCCACACGUUGAUUAUGUAAGAACUAAUCUUUAGGUUAAAACAAUCAUAUUCCUCAGUUGUCUAAAAGUUUAUCGGUUAUGGAACGGAGAUUGAUGAAAAAGAACUGUGCAUAAAUAUGCUUUAGUUGAAUUUUGGAGCAUAAACUAUUUCAGUUCUCAUUAAAAUUUGAUCUGUCUAAAUGUCUCCAUUAUCUUUGCCUUUGCCCAGUUGCAUAUGUAGGUUUCAAAAAUCUUUCAGAGUUUAUCGGGAUUACAACUGACUGUUAACAUAAAAUAUUAUUCCAGAGAAUGUGAAUCAGCUUGGUUUACUCUAUAUCAGUCUAUUAAAAAGUAGGGAAUCUUAUUUUGACUUCGUCAGCCAUCUUGUGUUUGAGAAUUGAACAAACAUAAAUCACGUGAUGCAAAAUAGCUUUCAGGUAUUUGCUUUCAGUCAGUUAAUUCCCCUUAGUUUUGAAUAUCAGAUUAUAUGUCUAGACAAGUGGAGAGAUCUUGAAUCUGUUAAGUUCUCGAUUGCCAUUAGGUUAACCAUCGAUCAGGUGACAUCAUAGUUAUUUAGCUAUAUUCAUCCGUAAAUUAUUGUCAUUAGAUAAUUUACAUCACGAACUGGUUUGAUACCACCAUUGAAAACUAGAAAGCAUUAAACAAAAGUUUCGUAUUAGUAUGGGACCCAUUGGCAGUGCGCACCCACAACCCGACCGAGGCUCGAACAAAGGACCCUCGGUCUCGCGCUCGGACGCCUAAACUCUAGACCACUGAGCUGGGAUCCAAUGGUGUAUGUAUCUAAAUUCAAACAAUUGCGAUAUUGCGCGACCAUAUAUUGUCUACAGUGAUUAACUGUCUUAUACUCGAUUUGGUUGCCCACUGCUGAGGAGUUCCAUAUUGGUUCGGAACAACUGUGUAGUGCCUUCCGGUUUUCAGUGGAGGUCUUAUUAAAAUCACUCCAUAAUAUAAGCUAUGAAAUUUUAGCAAUCUAUACAAAACCACGAUACUAAUGUCAUUUGAUUCACUUAUGAAUAGAAACGACUUGAAGCACGGUACAGUGAUGUAUUAGUUUAAAUUUUAUGUUUUAUAUCAGGGGAGUAAAGCUGUAAGACUAUGUAACAGGUUAGCAACAAUCUACGCAAGUAACAAUAUUUUCUCAUGGGGAUAUAAUAAUCAGUGACAUCUUUAAUCCGUUUAUUUACUUAAUCCUAAUUAAAGUGAACUUUCAGUUCUAAAUGAACUCAGUGAACGUAAUGUAUCUCAGUCAGUCUAACAGAUACAAAUUUACAAUAUACUUUUAAUGGUUUUAAACUUGAAAUAAACACCAGACUACCUGUUAUUUUUAUAUAUCAAACACUUUCAGCAAUCGUUUAUCACAUCAGUGGAAUAUAAGAGAUUGUAUCAUACACAAACCUCUAUCCGACUCUACAAGUGAUGCACCGAACUUUUCUUAUUUUGAGAUUUAACCAUUCUUCAGCAAUCCAAAAUGCGUAUAAAGGUUGUUUAAUUACUGUACUGCUUGGUGUAACAUCACAUGGUUAGACGAACAUAUUUCGUAUUCCAUUGAAAUAAACAGUUUAUAACCAAUGAAAGUUGAUUUCGCUAUCUAGUAAUAGUUGUAUUGUAGUAGAUUUCCAUCAAAAUUAUAUUACUCAUUGGUUGUGAAUGAGCAUAUGUGAUGUGUCAUCUUUUUGAUGACUUUCAAAUGAAUUAGAUACUUAAUAAUUAAGGUAACGUGAUACUUUUUUGUUUGAUAUUAUCACUAAUGCACUGUUAAUUUAAUUGUUAUUCACGUGUUUAUUUUUUGUUUGUUACUGACUGACUGACUUUGUACAUUUGGUCACUUGUAGCAAUCAACAUAACGAACACAUGUAUUCAUGGAAAUCACACUUUUCUUGGAUUAUGAUGUCUAGUCUUUGGUUGUGACCAGUGAAUUUACAGAAAAAAACCCAGAAAGAUUGUUAUCCUUGUAUUUGAUAAAAAUAUAAGUAUAGAUUCGUGUAUAUAACCGUAAAAACAGAGAAAAAAUAUAUCGAACUGUUGUGUAUUCUAACGGAGUUCAUCGGACAGGAGGAAAACAAUUUGAUAGAACAAUAAUUGUGUAGCUGAUUCGUGUGUCUUGAAAACACCAACCAAAUUUCUCCAAAGUACAUCAUAGCUUUGUUCUUAUAGUUAUCUCUGUUUGAUUAUUGUAAUACCGCACUCUUAUUUCUGUAGAACUUUCUGGAUACUAGAAUUAACAAUUUAAGCGUUGGUAUUGUGAUAAAGAAUGUUACUUGUUUGACUUCGAGGUUUUCUUGCACUAUUUUCAUAAAUUGUAUUGAUAUCUUACAGGAAUAGUCAAACGAUUUCUAUUAUCAGUUAUGUGAAAUACUUUUAGUGGUGAGAAUUUAUUUUCCCAGCUAGUAUGUAUUACUUACAAAACGAAGUUUAAUUUUUGUUAUGUAUUUAAAGUGUUUUGAACCAAUAAUUCAUAGGUUCUUAUUUUAAACUCGAUUAUUUCAUAUUAUAAUCUUAAUUUGCCAGUUAUUAUCUCAUUCGGAGGUCAGAGUGGUAACUAUAGUGUAUUUUAGUUGAAACACUAAAUUCCAGAGGGAUCGGACAACUGUUUCUUUCCGAUUUGUUUUUUGACGCUAAGCAUUAUGAACUGUAACUUGGAUUAGAUAGCUGGAUAUCACUCAUCCGAAUCGAAAAUACUAGUGUUCAUUGACUAAGAUUCUUCUCUAUCACGAAACCACUUAAGUACCUAGCUUUGGAUCCCGAUUUCAAUAUCAUCCUUUUGACGGCUGUAUUUUUGAGUAUGGUUUUAUGCAACAAUAAAUGAAUUUAUUUUCGCCUCCCAUAGUUAACAUAGUGAGGUGAUUUAGUAUCCCAUAAUUCAGAUCGAUAUGAAAUGCUUCAACUCUUAAUUUAGCUAACAAAAUUUAAUUAAAACUCUUAUUAAGAUACACUAAUUGUGUCAUGAAUUAUUACUAUACAUAUUGGAACUAUAAGGAUACAAUUAUUACUAAUAUAAAUAUAGAUAGGGGAGUAAUUGAUUAGUUGUUAUUUUUAGUAAUAUUGAUUUGGGACAAUUUAAUAGAAAUGUAUGUUUACAGUUUUUGUGGAGUAUGCGAAAUAUCUGGGCUUUCAAUUUUUAAUAUAAUCUCAGUGAGUUUAUAUUUUUUGUUAUUCUUUUGGAACAGGUAGUACUGCUGGGGAAUUUCGAAGUAUGCUAUAAAACACCAUUUUGCCUUGAAUAUUUAUCCACCUUGGGUCAUUUCAUGAUAAAAACUAUACUCAACUCAUGUCAAUCUCUAUUAUUUAUCUAGCUAACUUUCUCUUUAAUAAAUCAAAAUAUAUCUUCUGUAAAUAGCAGGAAUUCCGGAAGUUUUAUUUCGACAUAAUUUAGUAGUAAUAAUGCUUCUAAUAUUUCUAUAUUAAAAUAAUGACUUAUUGUUUUUGUAUAUUUAAAAUAGGUGCAUCAUAUAGUGAACAUAGUAGUUUUCUGGAGUUAAAACAAUUCAUUACACGUCUUCAUCCUGUACAAGUACAACCUACUGUUUUUGGUAAAUCGAUUACUAUGACGAAAGAUACAGUAAACAGCUGGUUGAAAUGAAAAAAAAGUCACUGUCAUGGCAAAGACCAUUAGUUUAACUUGGAUAAAUUAUUCGUACAGAAAUACUUUUCUUGCUUCUGUUAAAUAAAAUGUUGAUUUAUGGAA